CGGGCGGCAAGGACGGUGUCCGGGAAGUGCCAACAAUCAGCAGCGGUUCCGGCGGCCGGGAGGCUCGGGGAGAGAGUGAUUUAAACAGUUCGGUUAUCAUACUUUUCAGAGCCAUACUUUGAAAAAUGACCAGUCCUGCUAAUGUUGAAGCCCAGCUUUCUGAACUGGAACUACUGCUCAGCAUGUUUCCAAAUGAACUUUUAGUGGAUGAUCAGUUGGCUUUAAUAGAUCUCAAAGAAUAUGUGCAGGGAAAGAUUCUGAUCCCACCAACCUCAAGACUGCAAUACACAGUACAACUCCAGCUGGAUACUCCUAAUGUUGUUUGUGCGUUAUCUUGCUCCUUUCCUCCAAAUUAUCCAGCAGUGAUUCCAGAAAUUUCAAUAAGAUCAGAUGCUUUAUACAGAACACAGCAAGCACAAUUAAAUAUAGACCUUCAUGAGUAUCUAAGACAAAAUUGUUGUGGUGAGAUUUGCAUGUUGAAUGCAGUUGAAUGGAUCAAAGACCAUGCAGCCAAAUACAUGAGUAAACAAACUAUUGCAACUGAAAACAGACAACCUGCCGGAACCAAAAAUGUAACUUGUACCCGACUCUGGAUCUACAGUCAUCACAUCUAUAACAAAGAAAAGAGAAAGAAUAUUCUCGAGUGGGCAAAAGAACUUUCACUUACUGGCUUCAGUAUGCCUGGCAAACCUGGUGUGAUUUGUGUGGAAGGGCCACAGAGUGCAUGUGAAGAAUACUGGGCAAGAGCCAAACGGUUGACCUGGAAGAGGAUUCUAAUCCGCCACAGAGAAGAUACUAUAUUGGACAUCACAAAUAUUGACAUGGAGACUGCAAUGCAAAUGUUUCGCAAAUUUACUGAUUUUGAAGAAAAAAUAUUUGAUGUACGUGGUACCAAGGGAAAUCAUAUGGAUUUGGGACAACUGUACCAAUUUUUAAAUGAAAAGGAAUGUGGAGAUGUUUUUCAAUUGUACUUUGGUGUUGAAGGAAGAACAUUGUAAAUUAUUUGGGCAUUUACAACAUUCUACAUUUAUAGCAAGGAAAAAAAAGAUCAAAUGUACUAUGUCAUGCUGUCAAGGUUUUCCAAUUAAAUAAUACAAUCCAGUAACCUAAUCAGCUACAAACAUUAGAAAUCUGGUUACAUUUAUGAAAAAAUCCUAAUUGUUGAAUCAUUAGUUACAGCAGAGAAGGAUGCCAUUCAGCCAGUUGUGCCUUUGUCAGCUCUUGAAAUGAUGACUUUAUUCAAUUCAUUUAUUCAACUAGCUAUUUAAUAUUUUUAAUUGUUUGUAUGUUGCUUUAGUUUUGAAUCAGUUUAGCAAUCUUAUGAUUCCAAUCUUUAAUCUAUGAUUUUAUAUAUAUCUAGUCAUGGUUAUAGUGGAUGUUUGGUUAAUUAAUCAAUGCCAGAGAAGUAGCUAUAUGUAUUGAAACACUAACUGUAAUUCCUACCAAAGAUAACCUCUCAAAAACAAAGUUAAAUUAAUCAAUUGUGAUAAUUUGCAAAACUAUGUAGCAGGAACAUAUUCAAUUAAUUUGUAUUGAGGACAGUAAUAUUCCAAAUGGUAAUAGUCAUAAAAAAGUCUUUUAGAUUUGUUAUCUAGACUGCUUGAUUAGGUUAAGAGGCUUGCUAUAAUUAUUCUUUUUCAAAAAUGCAUUGUUUUUAUUAUUUACAAACAGUUUGAUUUAUGGCAAAUUAUCACAAACUGCUUAUAGAAGCUAGAAGUUAUAAACUGAUAGUAUUCAAACAACAUUUGAAUAUAAACUUGAGCUCCCAUAACUUACAGGGCUACAGGUGAAGAGCUGCAAAGUGGUAUUAGACUGUUAAGUUCUUUUUUUUCUGAGGUUCUUACACACUUGAUGCAAUUGCAACACACCAACUUCUGUGAACAAGGAACAUUUUCUUAAGCACAGUACAAUACAAGCUUUGGAGAAACCCUGAUCACUCUUCACUAUGGAAGUGUGUCCUGGGAAGUUCUCUCUGAGCAAAGGAAACAGUCCUUCCUUUAUACAAAAUCUUUUCAUCAGUCAGUAAUGCUCACAAGACAAUCCCCAGCCACUCCCUCACAGUCACAUGCCACUCAAGACACAAUGCAGCGAACACAUAAUCUCCAGAAACAAUGUAGUACAAAUCAUCCUUUAGUGGCCAGAUCUGGUGUGAAGUGUAUUUUUCUUAACUACUGGGAGUAGUCAAAUUCCAAAUGUAAUGUUGUUAUUGAUUUCUGAAUAGGGGAUGAAAAUAUAAAUAGGCUUUUGAAAGGCAAGGAAAUGGCUAUGUAAAUGGGUCUGAAUAAUAGGAGAUGAUAAUAUAAUUCCUUACAAUCUAUCUGUAAGUCAGAUGGAUCCCACCCUAGCCUCGGAACAUCCAAUUUCCUGCAGGUCAGCAGAGCAAAUUCACUCUUUAAUAUCAGAAGGCCAGAUAAUUCUUUUUCAGCUAGUUUCGAGGCAUUGGGCUGAAUGUCCUCUGAAACAUCAAUAUAAAAUCCACAGGUAUUCCCAGAAAUUUCUGUGCCAUAGAUUUUCUAUGUUUCUAUAUAGAUACUUUUUGUAAUAAAAGUGAUGCUGAAUUUUCUUUUUGCAUUCUCAAGAAUAACGUGUUUCAAUACACUUUGCUGGUUGUGUGCUUCCAACAACCCACCUAAUCUAUCUUUUCUUCUCCUCCUAAUUACUUGUCAUAACAGCCUUUCAAUUCCUGAUCUUAAUCGACUAAAUUCAGGGGGCUGGUUAGCUCAGUUGGCUUGUUUAUGAUAUCAAAGUGUAGGUUCAAUUCCUGUGUGGGCUGAGGUUAUCAUGAAGGACUCUCCUCAAUCUCACCCCUUGCCUGAGGUGUGGUGACUCUCAGGUUAAACUCAACACCAAGUGACUUUAAUGCAAGAGCAGCCCUAUGGUCUUCUCACACUGUGGUGACUUGACUUUUUUACUCAAUUGCCAGGCUUUGAUUUUUCCCCUAUAACUAUUCCAAAA
This is a messenger RNA of Chiloscyllium plagiosum (whitespotted bambooshark), 2955 nucleotides long. RefSeq names its product RWD domain containing 2B (gene rwdd2b). The record is from RefSeq and is a predicted model, not a curated record. Gene Ontology annotation, molecular function: protein binding. NCBI's taxonomy places the organism in Eukaryota, Metazoa, Chordata, Chondrichthyes, Orectolobiformes, Hemiscylliidae.